Lotus japonicus is the source of this 606-nucleotide messenger RNA. RefSeq names its product NAC domain-containing protein 83-like. Gene Ontology annotation, molecular function: DNA binding. Gene Ontology annotation, biological process: regulation of DNA-templated transcription. NCBI's taxonomy places the organism in Eukaryota, Viridiplantae, Streptophyta, Magnoliopsida, Fabales, Fabaceae. The record is from RefSeq and is a predicted model, not a curated record. The coding region runs from base 1 to 606 and encodes 201 amino acids. The transcript has 3 exons.
AUGACUUAUGAGGACCAAGACGGGAAUGUUAGGUUGCUACCUGGGUACAAGUUUGAUCCUACGGAUGAGGUUCUUGUGUAUUUCUACCUGAAGAAGAAGGCCUUUGCUCAACCUCUUCCUUUCCAAAUCAUCCCAUAUUUUGAUGUGUUUCAAACUGAGCCUUGGGGUCUUCCAGGAGGAGAUGGAAAGAUUUUCAAUGAGCGCAAGUGCUUCUUCUACAAUACCAUGGGUCGUGACCUUGAAAACUUGGACAUCAGAGUUGCUGGGAGUGGCGAGUGGAGAGUUAUAGAAAAAGGCAAAGAUGUUCUUAUUCCUCGAAACAAUCAGGUGAUUGGGAAGAGGAACACCCUAAAUUUCUGGGAAGUGCAAGAAGCAUGUACAAGGAGGACUAAAUGGGUGAUGCACGAGUUCCGCCUUGCAUUAAUAGCUAACCCGUCUAAGAAUAAAGAUGCAAAGAAGGUGAAGAAUGCAAGAUUGUCUAAUGAGGAGAGCUCCAACAGUGGUAGAAAUGCUAGGAGUGCUACAACCAUUGAUUUCAACGUUGAGAGUGACAAUUUCACAAGCCCACUCCUCGUGACUCAUUCCUUAAGUAAUGAGUACCCCUAA